Molecule: messenger RNA, 3861 nt
Organism: Apis mellifera (honey bee)
Lineage: Eukaryota; Metazoa; Arthropoda; Insecta; Hymenoptera; Apidae
Gene: ogre
Product: innexin inx1
Exons: 4
Coding region: 1154-2239 (361 amino acids)
Cellular component (GO): plasma membrane; gap junction
Molecular function (GO): gap junction channel activity
Source: RefSeq, a predicted model, not a curated record
CAGAUCGAAAGAGUUUCCCUCUCGCCCCUCUGCUGAACAACAAGCCACUGACUUCUCGUCAGUCGACGUUGAAGACUGCUACGUACAUACGUGUAUAUGCUCGACACAAUUCGGUGUUGGCUACUCGCAACCCGUUCAUCGCACGAUCUAUCUGCACGAUAUAUUGAGAGAAAAAGUUCUGCGGGAGGAAGAGGAGAGAGAGAGAGAGAAAGAGAAGGAGAAAGAGGGGGUUCGUGGCACGCCGAGAGAGUUCAAGGUGUUGCACAACUUUGCGUCAGGCUGUGUGUUUCUCUCUCGAGAAAUCCUCGACUGACGGAAAAAACAGGAUUGAUAGUGAGUGUCGUAGCGUCUUUGACACGAAGCGAAAAAAUCAAUCGUUUUGGUGGCGUGACAUAGCGCGAUUAUACGGAGAGAUCGAGAAAACUAGACGAAACGAGCGCGCGUCUCGAUUACAUGUAGCUCUACCUAACAACAAGGAACCACAGAGAUCACGUGGAAAAAGACAUACGAUCGAUCCAGAAAACACUGUUUGCCUCCAGUAGCACGCACGGUUAUUUGUUUACCACGACUCACCUGAACGUUUUCUGAACGUGUUCAACGCCUUCGAACCGAUUGAUGGGCGGCAAAAAAUGUUGACAGGACACGUUUGUUUCGUUAACGCAUUCCAGAAUUAAAUUCUUGCCAGAAGAUAACCGUGUGCGUGUGUAAAGUCUAAAGUGGCCGUUCGCAAUCUCGUUCAACGUGGUUCGGUGACCGAUCGCGUGUGCGCGCGCGCGCACUCUCUUCGGUCCGAAGAAAGAACAAGAAGCAGUGGUGGAGUAGGGCAGAAGAAAAGGAAGAAGGACGCCAAAGGAGAAGGAGAACCGGGAGAAAAGGAAAAGAGGGAGGCACGCCGCGUGGACACAACCGUACGAUCGUGUGUCUGUUUCGUUUCGUUUUACCGCUUUUCGAGCGUGGUAGAUGAAGACUCGGGAAAGUUUCAGUUAAUAUCCGAUUUUUCCGAUUCCGUGUUUCUCUUGUUUUUUUUCUCUUUUGUUUUUUUUUUUCGUUCGUGAACGAUUUUACCACGUGGGAAUAAUAUCGUGCGAAGGAGAAGAAAACAUACGAGGAUUGUAAACAACCUAAAGCGUCGUUUGAUUGAAAGAAAACAAUCAUGUAUAAACUACUAGGAGGUCUUGGACAAUACUUGAAAUGGCAGGAAAUCACAACAGAUUCUAUGGUGUUUCGGUUACACAACCACUUUACAACGGUGCUGCUUUUCACGUGUUCGAUGGUAAUCACGGCCACCCAAUACGUAGGCAAUCCGAUCUCCUGCAUCGUUCAGGGUUUACCCACGCACCCUAUCAACACUUAUUGCUGGAUAACUUCUACAUUUACUAUGCCGGACGCAUUUAAUCGGCAGGUUGGUCUAGAGGUGGCGCAUCCAGGAGUAGCGAACGACUUCGGCGAUGUAGAUGCGAGGAAAUAUUAUACUUAUUACCAAUGGGUGUGCUUUGUGUUAUUCUUCCAGGCGGUACUAUGCUACGUUCCACAAUGGUUGUGGAAUAUGUGGGAGGGCGGUUUGAUCAACGCACUGGUUAUGGGUAUGAAUCACGGUCUCGAUCACGAAGAUAAUAUUCAAAAAAAGAAAUCUACGCUUAUGGUUUAUUUAAUGCAAUAUAGAAAGACGCACAACACGUAUGUGUACCGGUAUUUCGCCUGCGAGGCCCUCUGCCUCGUCAAUAUUUUCCUUCAACUGUACCUGAUGAAUCGGUUCUUCGACGGCGAAUUCCUCAGCUACGGAUUGCGAGUUCUACAAUUAUCCGACGUGCCGCAGGAGGAACGCGUGGAUCCUAUGGUCUAUGUUUUUCCACGCGUCACCAAAUGCAUUUUCCACAAGUAUGGUGCAUCGGGAACCAUACAGAAGCACGACUCCCUGUGCAUCCUGCCUUUGAACAUCGUGAACGAGAAAACGUACAUUUUCAUCUGGUUCUGGUACACCAUCCUGUCGAUAUUGUUGAUCGGCUUGAUGGUCUACAGAGCCGCCAUAAUCUUCGCCCCAGCCGUCAGGCCAAGAUUGCUCCAUCUGUCGUCACGACUUCUCUCCAUAGAAACCUGCAACAGUAUCAGCAAGAAGAUUGACCUUGGAGAUUGGUGGCUUCUCUACAUUCUCUCCUCUAACAUGGACUCGUUGAUCUACAGGGAUUUCUUGCAAGAGCUUACUAAAAAAAUGAGCGAUUCACAUUCAGUCGUUGCCUAGGCUAUAUUUUCCUACACUUUGUCAAUUAAAAUUAAAAGACAUAGGGAUAGAAAGGUAUCAGAGAAUUGUAACUGGACUGAUUCGUUGAUUGAUCAAUAGGAGGCAGAUUAUAUAUAUAUAUAUAUAUAUAUAUAUAUAUAUAUGUAUAUUCUGCUGGGAAAUUAUUUUUCUCUAGAGAAAAUUAAAAAUCGUUAAAAGAAAAUAUAUAUGUAGACCUGAGCGCAUUUAUGUAUAAAAUGAAGCGAGAAUUCUCUCUAAAGAUAUUUUCCUAAACUAGCGCUUAAAGGAAGGAACAAUUGCUAUAUACGACUGAUUGUAGAAAAUGCGAUGAAGACAUUCCUAAUGCCGCAUUAAAGUGACCACUUUAGGAUCUCUGUGUGUGUGUGUGCUUCUUGUGCGUGCGUAUUGUAUGUGUGUGCGUAUGUAUACGUGGAGGAUAUGGAUAGCUGCGUGUUAUGUAUAACUCACGCGUGUAUCAUCAUUGUUUUUCAACGAUUAGGUCUCCCUAGAGAGAAUCGUUUCUCUAUCUUUUCAUUUAGUGUUCGUUCCCCAAAGCAAACAAAGCUAUUUUAUUUCUUCGAGUAUUGCUCAAAGCAAAUCGUUUCCAGUAGGAUUAGAAAAAUUUCUUGAUCUGGUGAGGAUUCUUAUUACGUGCAAGGAUAAUGUAUUUGUACUGUGCAACGUCUUUUUUUGCUAUGAGAUCAUCAUACUGGUUUUUUUUUUCUUACUCGAUCUCCGUGAUUAUGACAUAUAUAAUACACGUGUGUAUUGUGUGUCUUACGAAAGACGAUAUUAUGAUACAUUCCUGUAUAGUGUAUACAAAUUAAUUCAAAUUUUUUUUUUCUUUAAAAUAAUGGAAAGAUAUAUAUAUAUAUUUUUUUUUAGUAUAUAUACCGAAUUUUUAAACAUAUAUUUUAUGUUAAAAUAUACUUUAGGGAUAAUCCUUUCACGUGAUCAAGUAAUUACAAUACCAAUUUAAAAUUAUAUGUAAUAGGUUGAAGAUGUAAGAAUUUUGGUAUGGUAUAAAAUGAAUAUUUUUACUCGGUGGAUUUUCUACAUAUAGUUGUAUUUUAAUAGCGUUUAAAACAGUAUCUUUUUAAUUAAUAAAAAGAAUACUGAAAAAUCUUUAAAUAAUUGUUAUUAUAAAGUUGUUAUGAUUAAUUCUAAUCCAUUUUUCGUGGAAAAAGAAAUGGAAAAAAGCGCAUGUUGGAGUAAACAUUCUAUCUGUAUUGAUCUAGGCUCUAUUUACCCAUUUGUGUUCCAUCGACAAGGAAACAUUGUCGAAGAAGACUUCUGUUAAACUGUUUUUUUCCCCCAACGCUAUAUAUAUAUACACUUUUCAUUACGUUUCAUUAAUCAAUAUCUAUGUCUACGACUUUAUAAGCGUUAAACAAUUUGUACCAUAUGCAUGUAUUUCCUAUUGGAAAAUAAGAACGAAUUUUAAACAGAAGAAAGCCGAAUUUUAACGGUACUAUUUUUAUUUUAGGCGGUUAAUAAGCGAUUAAAUGAGAGAAUUAAAGAUUGACAAAUAUGAAUAAUAAGCGUUUUAUACGACUUUACAAUUUAUACUUAUCUACUUUCAGUGAUAUUGUAUGAAAUGAAAUAUUCGUAUAAUAAGCACA